Messenger RNA from Penaeus chinensis, 3590 nucleotides. RefSeq names its product MAP kinase-activated protein kinase 2-like (gene MAPk-Ak2). Gene Ontology annotation, molecular function: calmodulin binding; calcium-dependent protein serine/threonine kinase activity; ATP binding. Gene Ontology annotation, biological process: peptidyl-serine phosphorylation; protein autophosphorylation; intracellular signal transduction. The record is from RefSeq and is a predicted model, not a curated record. Gene Ontology annotation, cellular component: nucleus; cytoplasm. Bases 144 to 1262 code for a protein of 372 amino acids. NCBI's taxonomy places the organism in Eukaryota, Metazoa, Arthropoda, Malacostraca, Decapoda, Penaeidae. The transcript has 7 exons.
GCGAGCGGCUUCCGGCGAGGCGGUGUUGUUGUUGUCGUCUCGCAGCUGUUCUUCCCCUUCAAGGUUACGCCUCCUGUGAUAUGUUAGCGCACUGAGACCUUUCCUGGUGCUUAUUGAUCCCCUCCAGCCAGCCAGCCAGCAGCAUGGAGGAGCCCAUGAUGGUCGACAGCCACCCCCUGGAGGAGCAGGCGAGGAUGAGCGGCGGAGGAGGCAGUCGCGCCGGAGUGUGUGUGCUCAACACCAAGUCUAGGCCUAUCAUCGAGGACUACAUCAUCUCCUCGAAUGUGCUUGGCCUCGGGAUCAACGGCAAGGUGGUCGAGUGCUUCAGUAAGAGGAACCAGCACAAAUAUGCUCUUAAGGUUUUGCGAGACUGCCCGAAGGCGAGGCGAGAGGUGGACUUACACUGCCGUGCAUCAUCCUGCCCACACGUUGUUGCAAUAAUUGAUGUUUAUGAAAAUGUAUAUAACAACCAAAAAUGCCUAUUGGUUGUAAUGGAAUGCAUGGAAGGUGGGGAGCUGUUCCAACGUAUCCAGGAUAGAGCAGAUGGUGCAUUUACAGAGAGAGAAGCUGCCUGUAUUAUGAGAGAAAUCUGUGUGGCAGUACAACACCUACAUCUUUUAAAUAUUGCUCAUAGGGACCUCAAACCAGAAAACCUCUUAUAUACCACUGCAGGUAAUGAUGCUGCUCUCAAGUUAACAGAUUUUGGAUUUGCUAAAGAAACCUUCUCAAAGGAAUCAUUACAGACCCCAUGCUACACUCCUUACUAUGUUGCACCCGAAGUGUUGGGACCUGAGAAGUAUGACAAAAGCUGCGACAUUUGGUCAUUGGGGGUCAUCAUGUACAUUUUGUUAUGCGGUUUCCCACCAUUCUACAGCAACCAUGGCCAUGCCAUCUCGCCUGGCAUGAAGAAACGUAUCCGCACAGGGCAGUACACCUUCCCCAACCCAGAAUGGGCGAAUGUUAGCCAGGAUGCAAAAGACCUGAUCAAGGGAAUGCUGCGGACAGACCCCGAGGAGCGACUCACCAUUUUCGAUGUUAUGAAGAACAAGUGGAUUGUGCAAUAUGCAGAGGUGCCCCAGACUCCCCUCCAUACAUCAAGGAUUCUUCGUGAGGAAGGUGACCUCUGGCAAGAAGUUCAGGAUGAAAUGACCCGCUCCCUUGCCACAAUGCGCGUAGACUAUGACACUCUCCAAAUCAAGGCACUGGACAGUGCCAAUAACUCUCUCCUCAGUAAGCGCCGUAAGAAGGUCACUGACAACUGAUUCAGGAAAAGUUUAGAAGCCAUGUCGCAAGGAACAUUCAUGUGAGUGUCUUACAGGCUCCUUCAGUGCUAGCAUAAUAUAAAAUGCAUCCCCUGAUGCUUUUGUACUGUACUGAUGUGGAAGAGUUGUUGUUGAAAGUUGGAUGGUGUUGACUAAUGCUGAAUUCAUGCACAAAGAUAGCAAGUUUGUAUUGUUUUAUUGAUGAUUAAGCUUCCUAUUUUUCUCUUUUCUUUUCAUUUUUUUGAAAAAGUUUCACAUAUUAUCUAUACAUGAUGCAUUAUACAUAAAAUGUUUUUCAGUAAUGUGGUUUUACUUUUUUCAUUAUUUUAUUGAUAUAAUUUUUUUUUUAUAUAUAUUAUUUUUUGUUUUAUAAUUUUUUUCAUUUUAUAUAAUUUUUUUUUUUUUUUGUGCCACAUACAGUUCACAUCAACUUAUCUUGGUUGUGCAAUUGACAGUUAAAAGCACUGAUGGUAUGCAGUUUUAUAAGUAGUUUUUUGUCUGUUAUCGUACAUGUGAAAACAAUAAAAGAGAAUGGUGCAAAUACGUAAGAAUAAGGAUUCACUGAAGUAGGAUGAGAUACUUUUGCCUGGCUCUGAGGCAUCAUUAUUAAAAGUAAACACAGUAUCCCUAUCUUUCUUACCACAUUUAAUGACAAAUGUUUGAACAUCAUUUCCUUGUUAAUUUUUCUCGUGUCAUUUCAUUAUGUGUUCAUGAAGAAGUUACUUAAACCUAUUGACAGCAGGUACAUGCAGUGUCUACAGUGGUUUUGCUUUACCAGCUCUCCUAACAUGCAAAUGGCUGCUCAAGCACUUCCAAGGAGUCUGUUAGUAGGCCUACCGAUCUCGCUUGUUUACUCUGUUCCUAGAAUUUAUGUGAGAAAGGUAAAUUUUUGUUGAUAUUAUCAUCAAUAUUAAUGUUAUAUUUAUUCUCAUUAUUAUUGUCAUUUUAAUAUUAUUAAUAGUAAUAAUAUAAAUUUAAAAUUAGAACCUCUCAGAUUCAAGGAAUUUGAUACACAGAUGAGGAUAGUUAGGGCUAGUAACUAAAGCAUUUAUGGAGCCAUCUAUAAGAGUGAUAAACCAAAACCACAAUGAAUAGUGCAUGUACAUAUGUACUCGCAGUAUUAAUGGGUUAAUUGAACUACAGUAUUCAUGAGUCUUUGGCAAUAAGAAAAAUAGAGAUCCAGCAUUUAUUUUUAAUAGUAUGUAAUGAAUUCAGGUGUUGUGGGUCUGUAUGAAAACUGCUUCAGUCGCGUAUGACAAUAAUCUGUUUUUCCUUGCUGUUAGUAUUUCAAUCAGAGAAAUAACCAGCAGUGAGGAGAGUUAGAAAUGUCUUGGUCUUUUAGAAACUUGCAAGGAUAAAAAAGAAAUUAUAAUAUUUAUGUACACAAAGUUUGAUGUCAUGAACUCUUGUUAAUACUCAGUGUAUAUAUAGAACUGUAUAUUUACUUGCUUGUUAAACACAAAAUUAAUCUGUGAUUGAGAAUAGUGUGAACUUAAUUUUUGACCCAGUGUAAAGCAAAUGGGGUUGAUUUUUAAAUUUCUUUUUCAUCUUUUUCUUCUUUUUCUUCAUCUUUGUCUUAUAAGUAAUUGUUCCUCAUUAGGUUGAAGUAAUGAGAGACCCAGAUUAUGAUUUACAGGACAUUUUACUGCUGAUAGAUAAGAAAUAUCAACUACAUCAGUUACAAACUUUUGAAAUGCAUGCCUAAAUGUCCUGUUUAAGUUCAGUGAAUUACUGCCAGAAAUAUUGAUCAGCAGUAUUUAUACCUUUAAUGUACCCUUUCAUGUGUGGACAUUUCACCAAGCCUUUUUACCUGUCAAGUCACCAUGAACAUAGUAUCGUAAAUUUAUAGGUGACUCAGAUACUCUUAUGUAUCUAUUGAUUGUGCUGACAUUUGUUAAACAGUAUGUUGAUAAUAUUCAUAGCAUUUUUAAUGCAACAUUGUGCUGUUUGUUAGAUAAUAAACAUUAGUUCAUUAAUUUGGUAUGUAUGGAUGUAUGACUAAGUGUCAACAGAGACAAUAGCUUUAAAAAGGUAAUUACAAAAUAACUUAAUUUUUCAGAUUGUUGGUACUGAUGCUAAUAGUUACUCUUAAUCUAAUGAGUUAGUAUUGUGUAACUGAUAUGUCUUAAUUAAUAACAGGAUGUCGUAAAAUUUAACAUUUUAGUUUAGUCUGUGUGCAUUAGAUGCAAAAAACAAGAAACAGCAUUGCAGCAUAAAAACACUGUGAAAGUUUUUGAUCAUUAUUUUUGAACAAUAAAAUGUUUUUUGUUUUAGAUUUUGAGAACUCAGUUUUUCUCAUUCUAAGACAAGACAUGUUUUCUAAAUUGC